Molecule: messenger RNA, 942 nt
Organism: Capsaspora owczarzaki ATCC 30864
Lineage: Eukaryota; Filasterea; Ministeriida; Capsasporidae
Product: methyltransferase-like protein 5
Exons: 5
Coding region: 28-768 (246 amino acids)
Biological process (GO): rRNA methylation
Molecular function (GO): rRNA (adenine-N6-)-methyltransferase activity; nucleic acid binding
Source: RefSeq, a predicted model, not a curated record
AUAAUCUCAGAAAUCUCACAAACGCAAAUGAAACUGAAGCACUUGGAAAGCGCGCUUCAGGACGUUGAGGCUUUUGCAUCGCCCAAAGUCAAGCUCGAGCAGUAUCCGACUCAACCACACGUUGCAGCACAGAUGCUCUAUACAAUGCACAACUCGUUUGGCGACAUUGAGGGCAAGGCGGUUGGCGAUCUGGGCUGCGGAUGCGCAGUGCUGAGCAUUGGCGCCGCUCUGCUCGGAAGCGCCUACAAUGUGGGAUUUGACAUUGACACGGACGCGCUCAAGAUUGCAGCCGCAAAUGCUGCUGAAUUCGAGUGCGACAUUGACUUUGUGCAUUGCGACGUCGUCGAGGCGCUCGGUCUGGCUGCCAACGCUCAGCCGCCAUUGCACAUUCAGAUGGCUGCACUAUCCACAAAUGACUCAAGCUCCCCAGCAGCAAGUUCGAGCAACGGUUUGCCAUUGUUAGUGCGGCCAAAGUCGCUGGAUACGGUGAUUAUGAACCCGCCGUUUGGCACCAAGAACAAUGCCGGAAUUGACAUGACUUUUCUGCACGCCGGCGUCCUGCUCGCACGCACCGCUGUCUGGUCACUACACAAGACUAGCACGCGCAAGCACAUUGCCAAGAAGGCUGCUGAAUGGGGCACUACGAUGGAAGUUGUGGCUGAGCUCCGCUUUGACAUUCCUGCAAUGUACAAGUUCCACAAGGAGAAAUCGGUCGACGUCGCUGUGGAUCUCAUUCGUCUUGAUUGCACGCGCGCUCCUUCGCGAUAACAACCGCUCUUGUCACAGCGACAGUCCUGUGUAGCGUGUGGGAGUUUUGUGUUUGUUUGUACCUUAGUUUUGCUUUUGUAUCAGUAGGAUGAGUUUGUGUGGUCAAACCGCGUCCCAGUCACAGUUCGUCAGACAUGCUCUUCCUGCAAGUUCGCCCAUUCUCUCACGCAGCAG